AUGCUUUUUAUUGGAAUUGUUGAUAUUAUUUGUCUACCCGUUUGUGCGUUAAUUCAUGGAUAUUUUGCUAUUACAGGUGCUGUUUUCUGUUCUCACCCAACGUUUAUUUACUUGGCUGGAAGCUUUGGAUUUUUUUUUUGGGUUAUUGAAAGCAGCGGAGAUAUUAUUUUAGCGGUUAAUCGUUGUGUAGAAGUAAUUAGUCCAAUAUGGGGGGAGAGACUUUACAACGGGAAAAGGGCCUGGUUGUGGAUGUUGCCCCCUAUGAUUUAUGGGCUAUACGUUCUUUUCUAUACCAAACCUAUUUUAUUUUCUGGAAUUUAUUUUGCUUGGUUUUUUAAUCCACAUGUUGGAUAUAUUGAUGACUUUGGCCUUGUGUAUAACAACCCAAUACAAACAUUUCACAACUGGCUAGUAACCUUCGGACUCUCAUCCUCCUAUAUUGUUUUCACCACUGUCUUUUUUAUGCGCGCAACUCGUGGUAACAACAGAACCUCUCUCGCACAAAAAAUGUCAUUCCUUCAAGUUUUGGCUAUUUCCAUUGUAAAUAUUGCUACUGGACUUAUCUAUAUUUAUAUGCAGGUAAAUAAUGAGGGAGAGGAAAGGGAUUAA
This is a messenger RNA of Meloidogyne enterolobii, 609 nucleotides long. The record is from the annotation of a GenBank genome assembly. NCBI's taxonomy places the organism in Eukaryota, Metazoa, Nematoda, Chromadorea, Rhabditida, Meloidogynidae.